AGCCCUUCCUCCUCUCCGAGAUUAUUUCUGGUUCGCUCUUCUAUUCCACAGGCGGAGAGAAGAGGCCACGGUUUGAGGCCCGGCCAUCGGCGGCGACAUGUUCCCCAAAGAAUGGGCUCCGCCCUGCGGCAGCUGCUGCACCAAGAAGUACGCCAAUCUCGUCCAGAUCCCAUGGAGAAUCUUCUGCAAGAAGGGAUGCGAUGCCGAUGGGGAAACCUGGGAAGAAUGUCAGGAAGAGUGCAAUGAGAUAUGUUUUAAGGACCCAGUUUUGAAGGAUCAUGAGUGGAGUUAUUACAUUGACAGAUCUCCAGGACAUGACAAUUACUCUUUGGAAUGCUUCCGUGCCUGUAUUUCUGGCUGUGGUUUCAGAUUUGAUAUUCCGAAAGAGAGAGUAGAAGAAGUUCGACCAAAGAGGCCACCUAAGCCAACUGCGGUCGAACCUAAACCUGUGUUACCACAUGUCGAGCCUAAUGCAGCUCCUGACGAUUUACCUUCCACAUCAGCAUAAAAUUCACAGUAUACAAAUAUCAUACACCAACCAAUGGAGGCUUCAAAUAUUGGUGCAAUACAGUCUGUGACCAAUUUCUAUCUUACAUCCUCAUAAUGGAUUUUUUUCUAUUUGUCACUUUCACGCUAAUCAGAGCUCCUACAACAUGAAAAAAGAUGGAUGAUGGGAUUCUAGACAUCAGCUGACAAGGGUUGAGCUCUGUGAACUAUAUUAUUGAGGGCAUACUGGGACAUUUGUUUUCUUGACUGCCUUUCAGUCUACUUGUAUCAUGGAGUUAAAAAGGUGGACUUGUACGAGCUAGUUGCUAA
Musa acuminata subsp. malaccensis (wild Malaysian banana) is the source of this 816-nucleotide messenger RNA. RefSeq lists its product as uncharacterized. The record is from RefSeq and is a predicted model, not a curated record. Lineage: Eukaryota; Viridiplantae; Streptophyta; Magnoliopsida; Zingiberales; Musaceae.